Hibiscus syriacus is the source of this 1466-nucleotide messenger RNA. Its product is annotated as nucleolar protein 58-like. NCBI's taxonomy places the organism in Eukaryota, Viridiplantae, Streptophyta, Magnoliopsida, Malvales, Malvaceae. The record is from RefSeq and is a predicted model, not a curated record.
CAGAAAGAACAAAAGCGUUUUUCUUUUCUUUCUUUGUAUUUUCUUUGCUUGUAUUAAUUGGGAACUUGAAAACGCUUAACCUACAUUUGAAAAACACCUUGCUUCCUUUACUUUCCGUUUUCCGGUUCCAGAACGCGCUUCAUCACCUUACGUUCAGGCGUCUCUCAGAUCAUCCGGGAAACCCCACAAAAAGAAAAUUAACCUCUUGAUCAGUUUCACGUUUAUUUCAAUAAAAUUCUCCAAUUUUCCGUUUUUUUUAAAUCAAGAACGACUGUAUUUUUCAACCCCGGGAUUUGCCAUUACUUAAAAAUCGUUUCUUCGAUAAGAGUAUCAUAAAAAAAUUGUUAUUUUUGGGAGAGAUUGUAUUAAAAGAGAAAAAAAUGAUGGGAGGAGGGAAAGGCCGGAAGGAGGAUCCAUUGGUGAUUAACAGCACCAAUGUUUUUGCUGCACUGGGGAGUUUGAAGAAGAAGGGAAACGAAAAGGAAAAACUGGGUUCUUCUUCUAAGAACAAAGGGUUGAAAGGAUUGGGGAAGGAAGCCGAGAAGAAAGAGGUGUUUUGGGCCCCAUCGCCUCUCACGGUGAAGUCUUCUGAUGUUGAUGAGGAAGACGAUGAUGAUUAUGCCUCAUCGGCUCCUCUUGGCUCUGCUUGUGGCAUUCCUAAACAACCUGAGCCUGUUUUAGAGGAAAGUGAAAAUGACAAAGAUGGUCUUGACGAAGUGGACGAUGAUGCUGAAGAAGAACAUGAAAACGAAGCUGAGACUCAGGCAGAAGUGGAGUCGGUUAUUAGCAAGCCUCCUGAACCCUUUGUCGUCAAUAAAGAGGCUGAGAAAACGCUUUCAAAGAAGGAGCUGAAGAAGAAGGAGCUUGAGGAACUUGAUGCUGUUCUUGCUGAGUUAGGACUUACAAAACCAAAGGCAGGUGAUGCGAAUGACUCCCAAGGUGCUGAACAGGGGAAAGAACCAGAGAUCUAUGGGAAAAUUAAAAAGAAAGAGAAUGCUCCUGCUGAGAGCAAGAGUGCCAAAAAGAAGAAAAAGAAGGAUAAAUCAUUGAAGGAGGUGAAAGAAUUACCAUACAUAUGGGAAUUGGGUUUUGUUGUUGUUGUUGUUGUUGUUGUGCCUGAAAGCACUGAUGACAAUGAAAGCGGUGAAACCAACAAGCUGGAACAGUCAUCUCCUGUGGAUGUGAAGGAGAAGCUGAAAAAAGCAGCUCCAGGGAAGAAGAAAAAAUCGAGUAAAGAGAUGGACGCUGCUUCACGUGCUGCUGCGAAUGAGGCUGCUGCAAGGAGUGCAAGGCUUGCUGCUGCAAAGAAGCAAGAGAAGAACCACUACAAUCAGCAGCCAGUGCGGUAAAGUAGCACAGGAGAUUUGGUUUUGCUUUUAUCAUUUUAACCUCAGAUGUGGACAUUUAACCCUCUUCGGUUCGGUUUGUUAAUUUGGAAUAAAACUUCAGUGAAAUUUGAAUAAUUU